AGCUGAGAGCCGCAGAUCGCUGUGCCAUGAGCUUCCGCGCUGUCGUCGCUGUGUUGAGCCUGCUCGUGGCCUUGGCCCACGCGUCCCAUGUGGUCGAACUCACGAGCGACUCGUUCGAGCACCUUACGCAGGCGGCCACGGGCGCGACGACGGGCGACUGGCUCGUCGAGUUUUACGCACCAUGGUGUGGCCACUGCAAGCACUUGGCACCAGUCUACGAAGACGUGGCCAAUGAGCUGCACGGUACCGUCAACGUGGCGAAGGUGGAUGUGACGGCGAACGCGGCUUUGGGCCAGCGCUUUGACAUCAAGGGCUUUCCGACGAUCCUUCUCUUCCACAAGGGCUCCAUGUACGAGUAUGGCUCGAACGAGCGCACGAAGGAGGCUCUGGUUGCAUACGCCUCGGGCGGCUUUGCAUCGGGCUUGAAGAAGCCGGUGCCCACCGUGCCGACGCUCAUGGACGAGGCGACCAAGCACGCGCACAUCAUUGUGAAGGACCUCAAGACGCUGCUGGGCACGAAGAAGAAUGCGAUCAUUGCGACUUUUGCCUUUGGUCUUGCGAUCGGCCUCGCGCUCGGCUGCUUCUGCAACUGCUUUUCGAGUAGCCGCGAGUCGCCCAAGCAAAAGCGCGCGUAGUGCCAUGUUUGCCCUAAGUUAGCCUAGUGAUUCCUCUCGAGCAUACUACAUAUAGGUCCCGUCGUGUCUUAUCC
This is a messenger RNA of Saprolegnia diclina VS20, 709 nucleotides long. RefSeq lists its product as hypothetical. Gene Ontology annotation, biological process: response to endoplasmic reticulum stress. The record is from RefSeq and is a predicted model, not a curated record. Gene Ontology annotation, cellular component: endoplasmic reticulum lumen. Gene Ontology annotation, molecular function: protein disulfide isomerase activity; protein-disulfide reductase activity. The transcript has 2 exons. Bases 27 to 635 code for a protein of 202 amino acids. Lineage: Eukaryota; Oomycota; Saprolegniomycetes; Saprolegniales; Saprolegniaceae.